Molecule: messenger RNA, 578 nt
Organism: Sclerotinia trifoliorum
Lineage: Eukaryota; Fungi; Ascomycota; Leotiomycetes; Helotiales; Sclerotiniaceae
Source: the annotation of a GenBank genome assembly
AUGUCAACCAAAGAUAAAUCUCGAGAAAUAACGACGGGUAUAGACAAGGAUUUGUCUGCAACUCAUAUGCUUCUACAGACAAAGUGUGUAACUAGUGGGUGUAUCAAGGUAUGGACUCCCAAAAUAGAGUCCGGUACAGUCUGUGUUAACUCCUAUCAGCCAUCUUCAAAAUUCAUAGUCAAAAUAAUAAUAUUUUAAUAAAUUUAAAUAUGAUUUAUAAAACAGCUGAUAGCAGUGGCAAGUACUGUACUACGAUCACGGCAGACAAUGAGAAAGGUGCGAUGUACGCCAGAGAUCAUCCUGUUUCGACGCAUAGGGCAACAAGUCGUAGAGAUGAGAUGCCACCCCAAGAUACUAGGACGACUGCAGAUAAGAUAAGAGAUACAAGUGGCGUGGUGCGUGUCAAAACUAUUAAUACAACUACGCGUAAGGCAAAAGGUGGGAGUAUGGUGCGCAUGCGUACCAUAGAGAGUCGACUUUCCAGAAAUGUUGAGGAGAGGAAACGUGAAGGGGGCGAGAGGGGCGGGUCUACGAAUAGGGGAAAGGAGGAAGAUGCGUGGAAGAGGAGAAGGAUGUAG